CGAAAUAACUUAAGAAAACAUAAUUAUGAACCGUGUAAUAACUUUUAAUCAUAUGUUUAGCGCAAUUCUGUCUUUAAUAAUUGUUCAUUAAUCAUAACAAAGCGACAAAUUGAUAUAUCUGCAACAAUUGUCAAGGCGUGUCAACCCUGCACAUGCCAACUUCGCAAGCCGGUUGGGAACAUCUUCUCACAGUUGUUGCCCAUCGCGCACAAGAGUCGUCAAUAGCUUAUUAUCUUUCGCAGCGACAGCGUGAUUUCAAUUCUUCCAACAACGUGCAUUUGUGUUAGCUUUAAUAAGCAAUUAAUAUUAACUAAUAAUACUUAAGCGCUUUGUAAAAACACCGGUUACUAAAAUGAGUGAGGAACGUAAGGCACUGGCAAUUAAAUUAUAUGAAAUCAAUGCUUUCAAAUUCGGCGAUUUCAAGAUGAAGGUGGGCAUUAAUUCACCUGUGUACUUUGAUUUACGAGUAAUUGUCAGCUAUCCGGAAGUGAUGAAAACCGUUUCAGAUUUGAUUGCCGCACACAUUAAGGAGCACCAAUUGACAGCGAAACACGUUUGUGGCGUUCCAUACACAGCGCUUCCAUUGGCCACUUUGGUGUCCGUACAACAUGGUACCCCCAUGUUGGUGCGACGUAAGGAAACAAAAGAUUAUGGCACAAAAAAACUGAUUGAGGGACUCUAUAGUGCGGGAGACACGUGUCUUAUAGUGGAAGAUGUCAUAACAUCUGGUUCAAGUGUAUUAGACACAGUACGUGAUUUACAAAAAGAAGGUAUUGUUGUCACCGAUGCUGUCGUAGUUGUUGAUCGUGAACAAGGCGGAGCCCUGAAUAUCACAAAACAGCAGGUGCGCGUGCACUCCUUAUUUACGCUAUCUUUUCUCCUUAAUACAUUGCACGAAGCUGGAAAGAUACAACGCGACACCGUGGAAGCGGUUGCAAAAUAUAUUGCUGCAUCUCAAAUUAAAGACGAUGGAUCGUUUGUAAAUCCACAGAAGAACGUUAAUGCUAAUGAAUUUUCAAGGACUAAACUUACAUUCGAACACCGCGCAACCUUGGCGAAAUCUGAGCUAGCCAAGCAGCUUUUCCAUUUGAUGGCAAGCAAGAAAACAAACCUUUGCCUGGCCGCUGACCUCACUAAGUCCGAAGAGAUUCUUAAUAUCGCCGAAAUUUGUGGACCUUAUAUUUGCGUACUGAAAACACACAUUGACAUUGUGGAGGAUUACGAUGAAGCUUUCAUACAAAAGUUACGCAGUUUGGCGGAUAAACACAAUUUCUUAAUCAUGGAAGAUCGUAAAUUUGCCGAUAUUGGCAAUACGGUGUCUCUACAAUAUGGCAAAGGCAUAUAUAAGAUAGCUAAUUGGGCGGAUUUAGUUACAGCGCACGCACUCUCAGGUCGCAGCAUAUUGCAAGGGCUUAAAGCCGGUCUUGCUGAUAAUGCAUCAGAUGGAAGAAAACAAGGCGUAUUCCUACUUGCCGAAUUAUCUAAUUCAGGCAGUUUAAUCGAUGCUAAGUAUUCGGAAGCGGCCAGUAAGAUUGCUACUGAAGGCGCAGACAUUGAUUUUGUUGCUGGUGUUGUGUGUCAAUCGGCCAAUUGUUUCCAUUUCCCCGGUUUAGUUCAGCUGACACCUGGUGUGAAGAUCGAUGACACUGUUGACCAGCUGGGACAGCAAUAUCAAACACCUGAACAUGUAGUGCAGGAACGUGGUGCCGAUAUCGGUGUAGUAGGACGUGGAAUUCUACAAGCUAAGUCUGUUGAAAAAGCAGCAGCUCUAUAUCGUGAUCGCCUUUGGGCAGCAUAUACGGAUCGUAUAGCGAAAUAAAAACAUAUAAGUGCAUUUGUAUUAAAUAUUGUUUAUACAUUUUAAAAUUAUGGCAAGGCUCAAAAUAAUUAUUAUUUAAACUCA
This is a messenger RNA of Zeugodacus cucurbitae (melon fly), 1903 nucleotides long. It is a transcript of the gene r-l, whose product is annotated as uridine 5'-monophosphate synthase. NCBI's taxonomy places the organism in Eukaryota, Metazoa, Arthropoda, Insecta, Diptera, Tephritidae. The transcript is spliced from 3 exons. Gene Ontology annotation, biological process: 'de novo' pyrimidine nucleobase biosynthetic process; 'de novo' UMP biosynthetic process. The record is from RefSeq and is a predicted model, not a curated record. The coding region runs from base 353 to 1819 and encodes 488 amino acids. Gene Ontology annotation, molecular function: orotate phosphoribosyltransferase activity; orotidine-5'-phosphate decarboxylase activity.